Molecule: messenger RNA, 1541 nt
Organism: Tarenaya hassleriana
Lineage: Eukaryota; Viridiplantae; Streptophyta; Magnoliopsida; Brassicales; Cleomaceae
Product: 26S proteasome non-ATPase regulatory subunit 13 homolog B-like
Exons: 6
Coding region: 67-1227 (386 amino acids)
Biological process (GO): ubiquitin-dependent protein catabolic process
Cellular component (GO): proteasome regulatory particle, lid subcomplex; cytosol; nucleus
Molecular function (GO): structural molecule activity
Source: RefSeq, a predicted model, not a curated record
ACGGAGGUUUUCCCCAGAAUUCGCCGAACGAUCGUCGAUUUUGCUCCGCCGACCGGAAUAUCCACCAUGGCUGCUCUGCAAUAUCUAGAUUCCUUGCGCAAUGCGCACCCGGACCUUGCAGACUGGUUCAACUCCCUAACGGAUCUGUACGAGAAGAAGCUUUGGCACCAACUCACCCUCAAGCUCGAGCAGUUCAUCUCUCUCCCCGUCUUUCAGGCUGGCGACGCCCUGAUACAGCUUUACCACAAUUUCAUCGCCGACUUUGAGACAAAGAUCAAUCUCUUGAAGCUCGCGCAUUUUGCUGUCAUAGUAUCUAGGCAAUAUGCCGAGAAAGAAGCCGCGAUCAGUUACCUCGAUGGGGUGAUCGGGAAGGUACGAGCUACGAAAGAGCAGCGGGUAGCGGAGCCGAUUCUGUACGUAAAGAUGCAGAUAGCUUUGAUCAAGCUGGAGCAAGGUGACCAGAAAGAGUGCAAGAAGAUGUUAGAUGACGGAAAGAGCACCCUCGACAGUUUGACGGACAUUGACCCGUCUGUUUAUGCCGGGUUUUAUUGGGUGUCUUCCCAAUACCAUAAAUAUCGCCAAGAGUUUUCCGAAUUCUACAAGUGUGCCCUUUUAUACCUCGCCUACACUUCUGUGGAGUCUCUCUCAGAAUCAUUUAAGCUGGACCUGGCAUUUGAUCUGUCACUUUCUGCUCUGUUGGGAGAUGACAUCUACAACUUUGGGGAACUGCUCGCCCAUCCCAUUUUGAACAGUUUAUCGGGAUCGAAGGUCGAGUGGCUAUAUUAUAUGCUUCAGGCAUUCAACACUGGCGAUUUGGUUCGGUAUCAAGAACUAUGCCGUGUUCACAACGAUGCGUUAAGGGCUCAACCCGCAUUGGUCCAAAACGAGAAGAAACUUCUUGAAAAGAUUAACAUUCUGUGCCUGAUGGAGAUCAUCUUUAGCCGACCUUCCGAGGACAGAACGAUACCGUUGAGAAUCAUCGCUGAUCGUACAAAACUCUCGAUCGAGGAUGUCGAGCAUCUUCUCAUGAGAAGCCUAUCUGUUCAUCUUAUGGAAGGCAUAAUCGACGAGGUGGAAGGGACAGUGCACGUAUCGUGGGUACAACCUAGAGUUUUGGGGAUACCGCAGAUAAAAUCAUUGCGUGAACAUCUCGACGGCUGGCUCGACAAAGUUCACACCGCAUUGGUAUCCGUCGAGAGCGAAACCCCCGAUUUCGUCAGCUCGUGAAUCCUCCUCCUUCCUUGCUCUUCUAACCAUUUCGACAACCAGGAAGAACGGAAGAAAAUAUCAAAAAGGGCAUUGACGCAGAUGAGCAAAGAGUCAGUUUUUUUUUUUUGGAUAAGAUAUGAUUUUGGCAACUCGGGUUCAGAGAUUUGUAUUCUUAGGUCUUUGUCUUUGGUUCUACGAGCCGAGCCAGUUCACUCUGUUUGGUAAUGGUAACUCUUUUUACUUCAAAUUAGCCUUAUGAGGAAAUGUCAGAUAUUAUUUUAUGUAGCUGUAAACAAUGCCUUUAUACCUAUUAAAAUUGGUACGCAAUACCA